Molecule: messenger RNA, 2580 nt
Organism: Adineta steineri
Lineage: Eukaryota; Metazoa; Rotifera; Eurotatoria; Adinetida; Adinetidae
Source: the annotation of a GenBank genome assembly
AUGUUUGCGUAUGAUUGUCAAGAUAUAUGUAAUAUAACAUUAAGUAUUACGGAAAAUACAUUAGUAGAAAAAUUAACAUGGAAUUUAUUAGAUUUACUAUCUAAUCGAACAUCAUUAUAUGAAUAUUUACAAUUUUCAUUAUCAAAACCAUCGAAUGAAUUUGAAUUAAAUUCAACAAUUUUAAAAUAUCGUUUAUUAGAAUUGGAUCGAGAAAAAAUAUGUCAAAAUAUUUCGAUCAACGACGAAUGCUCAUUACAAUUAGAGAUAUUUACUCAAACAUCAAUUAUAAUAAUAUUUAAAAUGAUUAUCAUAGACGAAAAUGAUUGGAAACCAUUUUUUAGUCAAGAAUAUAUUCAUUUAAAUAUUCAAGAAAAUCGUGCUAUAAAUUAUCGUAUUCAAUUACCUAUAGCUUAUGAUUAUGAUUCAAUAAAAUAUAAUAUUGAUCAUUAUGAAUUUCUCAAUAAUACAGAUGAAAUCGAAAGAAUAUUUCAAAUAGAAGAAUUUCACGGUGAACUUCGAUUAAAAUUAAUUAAAAAAUUAGAUUGUGAAUCAAAAGAUAAUUAUCAACUAUAUAUUAUUGCAAUUGAUAAAGGUGGUUUCAAAUCUAAUAUUUUACAUGUUAAUAUUACUGUAGGAGAUUUAAAUGAAUAUCAACCACGUUUUACUCAACGAAUUUAUCAUACAAGUAUACCAGAAAAUUUUCUAACAAUCAAUUCUUCAUUAUCUCCAAUACUUCAAAUAAUUGCAAUUGAUGAUGAUUGUUAUGAUAAAACAAUUCUUUAUACAAUUCUUAAUAAUGAUAUGCCAAAUGAUAUAUUUCCAUUUGAAAUAGAUAAAUAUACUGGUUAUAUUCGAGUUAAACAUCAAUUAGAUUAUGAAACAAUUUCAACAUAUCGUUUUCGUGUUAAAGCAUCAAAUCUUGAUCAUAUAACAUCAAGUAUUGUACCAGUUGUCAUUAAUAUACUAGAUAUAAAUGAUAAUCAACCUUCAAUACAAAUAAAUAUUCUUAAUGAAUAUAAACCUAUGGAAAAUAAUGAUGAAGAUGUUAUUAUAAAUAUUAAUGAACAUAUUCAUCCAGGACAAGUUAUUGGUACCGUUUUAAUACGAGAUAUUGAUUCAGCAAUGAUUAAUUAUAGAUUAUCAUUAAAAAUUCUUUCUUGUUUUCCAUUAACAAUUUCCUGUCCGAUUGAUUUAGAUUCGGAAAUAGAAAAUAAUACAUUUAGUUCAACAACUUAUAUAAUACGAACAUCGAGACAGUUGAAUAGUGAACAAGGUGAUGAAACAUUUAUAAUUAUCCUCGAAGCUAGUGAUUAUGGUAGUCCAUCAUUGAGUAGUCAACGUCGUUUAAUAGUUCAUGUUGAUGAUGAAAAUGAUUGUGCGCCAAAAUUUACUCAAUCAAACUAUCAAUUUCGAUUAUCUCAUCUAUCUUCAGUUGAUUUUUUAAUCGGACAAGUACAAGCGGAUGAUGAUGAUAAUUCACCAAAUUAUCGUCUUAUUCAAUAUAAACUUUUGGAAGAUAAUAAUCAAGAUAUUAUUCGAAUUGAUGAAAAUAAUGGAUAUCUAUUUAUAGCUAAACAAUCAUUACUUGAAAUAACAUUCAAUCUAACUGUAUUAGCUAUUGAUCGACAUAAUCAUUCAUUAUAUGAUCAAGCUAAUGUUCAAAUUAUAUUAUUUGAUACAGCAAAAUGUACAGCAAUGUUUAGACAAACAAUUUAUAUAUUUAAUACAACAGAACAUCAAAUAACACCCUAUGACAUUGGUCAAGUUAAUGCUGAUGAUUGUGGCUUAUCAUCAAUACCAAUUUCUUAUCAUUUAAUGCACGAUAAUUCAUUAUCUUUAUUUCCAUUUAUUCUUGAUAGUCAUUCGGGUACAAUAAAAGUAAUAAGUGAAUUAGAUCGAGAAAUACAAUCAUCUUAUAAAUUCUAUAUUCAUCUAUUUAAUUCAACAAGUCAAACAGAAGUUCAUAUAAAUAUUCUUGAUCAAAAUGAUCAUUAUCCUAUAUUUGAUGAUAUACAUGAACAAUAUAUUUAUAUAUCAACACAUCAAUAUUAUCAUCAAACUAAUAAAAGAUUUAUUGCACAUGUUCAUGCAACAGAUCCUGAUGAUGAUAUCAAUGGUCUUGUUAAUUAUUAUUUUACACAUAAAGAACAUUAUGAUUAUUUUCAUAUAUAUUCUAAUGGUUCAAUUAUUUUAUAUAAUUUAUUUGAUAUUCAUUUACCUAUUACACUUGAAAUUUAUGCACGCGAUCAAGGUUAUCCUGAAGCAUUAAGAUCCAAAGAUACUGUUAUCAUUUAUGUAUGUGAUAUAUUUAAACAGAAUGAAUGUCCAUCAAAUAAAUUACGAAGAAAUUUUUAUCUUGGCUCAAUAAUUAUUAUGAUAUGUGUUGUUUUAUUUUUAUUAAUAAUUAUUUUAUGUAUUAUUUGGAAUUUAUUUAUUAAAGAACAUCUCGAAAAUAAAAAAAAUAAUCAAUCAUAUAAUUGUCGACUUGAAGCAAGAAAAAAUUUAAUUGUUUCGGAUAGUUUCUAUGAUAUAUCACCAUCAAUAUAUGAAAAUCAUGAUAUAAGAUGUGUCGCGGUAUAA